AUGCGGCACAUCGGUUCGUCAUACGGGGAGAGUGCGACGCAUAAGAAUAUCGUACCGGAAGUACAAGAUCAUGCUGUGGUGGACGGCUUUGUUGUCCAGGCGACGCUGCUGUUCGCCCUGGUGAAGAGCAUGUGUGCUGAACGUGCCGCGUCUGACGCGUUGCUGGCCACGACAAUCUCACAAGCCAAGCAUAUUGGCAUGCAUACGAAGGCGUUCGCAGAGGCUGUUGCAGAUUCCGAUCCCGCGCUUGCUGAAAGCUGGAGGCGGACGUGGUGGAUGCUUUAUGUGACCGACCUCAAUUUCGCCGUCAUUCGCUACGACUUUAAGAUGUUGAUGUUUGACUCGGUCCACGAUGUCGACCUCCCAUGUGACGACAGCGAAUACGCUUCAAUGGACAUAUCCCGAAGGACUGCGUCUUUCGAUGACUUCAAGAACCGGGAGUACGCGCUGGAGAGCCCCAAGUUCUCAUCAUUUGCCUACCUUAUCGACGCGACUCGCAUUUUUGUCGCGUCGCUGCGGGCAUCAACACAGUAUGAGAGCAUUUACAAGGCGGAGAUCCUAUGCGACGACCUGGAGGCUGCCAUUGUUGGCUGGUUCGUCUUGCUCCCGACCGAGAAACGGGAGCUUGCUGUACAACCUGCCAUGCUGGACCAGCUCAUGUUCCAGGCUCACAUGAUGAUGUAUACAUCUCUGGCCUAUAUCCACAGGCCACUGUCAGGCCUCGGAUACGAUCCCGCUGAAGGCCUGUCGAGCUGCGGCUCGCCUCCGCCACCCCUUGCCUCGACCACUACGACAGGCAGCGCGUUCAACCACAAGGCGCAUUCUCACAAGCUCGUUCAGGCUGUCCGAAAGCAGAACCAGUGUUUGAUCCUACUGCCCAUUGGGACUGCGCAGCUGUCACCCUUCCUCAUCUGCAUGAUCGCCUGCUGCACGAUUGCACAUCUCGUCGCGUGCAAGUCGGCCUUCACUCCAGAGGAAGCCGAGGUGGCGCGGUCUCGCAUCCGAGUGUGCUUGGGAACGCUGAAGCACUACGAAGAUGUUUGGCCGAGGGCCAAAAAGAUUCUGCGAGAGCUACGCACGAUUGCUCAAAUCAUGAUGCGAGGGCAUCCGACAUCGCCUCCCGUGCCCGCUGCUUCGGACCUACUCGUUGAACAGGACAUGGUCUUUGCCAACUUCUUUGAUCGAGAAUGGCUUCAAGCUCUAGAAGGCGCAAGCUGA
This is a messenger RNA of Purpureocillium lilacinum, 1218 nucleotides long. RefSeq lists its product as uncharacterized. The record is from RefSeq and is a predicted model, not a curated record. NCBI's taxonomy places the organism in Eukaryota, Fungi, Ascomycota, Sordariomycetes, Hypocreales, Ophiocordycipitaceae. Gene Ontology annotation, biological process: DNA-templated transcription. Gene Ontology annotation, molecular function: zinc ion binding; DNA binding.